UAGCGGAUCAUAUCGAAUGGGGCCCCAGGUUUCUUUAGGUUGCUUGUCGCACCAGCGGAAGUUAAACUCUCAUGUGGUUAUUUCUGGGCAGUUUGGCCAGGAGUGGGUGUGGCGCUGCAAGCCGAGGAACACUGAAGUGCAUCUGUAUCUACUGCCUUUUGGUCAACUGUCACUUUGUGUUUGAGGUUGAAAGUCUAACCAUGCUCCCUACUGCUUCCUCACCUGGUGCUAAUUUUGAUGCACCCAUGCAAUUAGACUUGUUUUCCUUGGAACUUUGUAAGGGCUGGCCCUCUCGGGGUUGUAUACCUCUACCUCCAGACAGCCUCACCUCUCCAACUGCUCUGGUGGUCAGUGGGACUGUUGGUUUGAGGGAGGGACCAUCCCGGAGAACUGUAUGGGAGCAGCAACACUGGGGACCUAGAGAGACCCAGGUCUGUGGUUUUGGGUAGUUCAAGUCCUUUAACCUCAGAUUUCUUACUUGCAAAUGAGGCACCUUGUUUGCCGAGUCUGGGGGUGCUUGAAAUGCCUUGGGGUCUAUGGUGGAGUUUUGAGGAUUAGUCGGGGCCCAGGGACCUCAGUCCUGGUAAUAGUGAAGUAAGGGAGAUGAGGAUCUGGCCGGAGUUUUGCAGCCCCAGUCUGCCUGGAACUGGUUUAAGAAAAAAACAAACAAACAAACAAACAAACAAACAAACAAACAACCGGGAAGGGAUGUGGAUGAGGGGGUCCAAGGUCUAACCACCUAACUUAAGACGAUUCAUUAGAUAACUGCUCAAGGACUUUCAAUAUUGACCUGGGAGAAGCUCUUGGGUGGAAGUGAGAAUUACUUCAUUGUAAACCUUGAGGCCUCAAAGGGGAAGUGACUUGCUGGAUGCCUUACACAGGUGGUUUUGUUUGUUUCAACACGCUCAGUAUGCAGACUUUGUCUCUGGCAGAGAUAACCAUCUCUUAGAGAAGGCUGAACUGCUAGCCAAGUUCUCAGAAAAGCUGAAGUCAGAACCAAAGGAUGUCAUCUCCACCCCACAUCAGGACUCGAGCCUCCCUGAAGGUGAAGUGGCAGCAGGAGAAGAAGGGUCUGCAGCUGGUCUGUGGUGAGAUGGCCUACCAGGUGGUGAGGAAGAGCGCAGCCCUAAACACCCUGCAGUCACAGCUAGAGGAGCGUCAGGGCAGGCUGGAAGCCCUGCAGGCCUGCGUAGUGCAGCUACAGGAGGCGCGGGCUCAGCAGUCCCGGCGGCUGGAGGAACGGCAAGCGGAGAACUCUGCGCAGAGAGAAGCCUAUGAGACUCUGCGCGAGCAAGCUGCGCACCAGGAAGCGGCACUGCGCAGGCUCCAGGAAGAGGCACGCGACUUGCUGGAGCAACUUGUGCAGCGUAAGGCGCGCGCCGCCGCCGAGCGCAAUCUACGUAACGAGCGUAGAGAGAGGGCCAAUCAGGCUCGGGUGUCCCAGGAGCUGAAGAAAGCGGCCAAGCGGACCGUGAGCAUCAGCGAGAUCCCAAACACUCUAGAAGAUGGGACCAAAGAGGAGACUGUGGCUCUAGGUCCUGCCUCGAAGCCCGAGUUCCUGGAGAAUGACAGUUGCGAAAAAUGGAAGAGGCCUUAUAGGUCUGCCUCAGCCACCUCUCUGACACUGUCCCGCUGUGUGGAUGUGGUGAAGGGGCUGCUGGACUUCAAGAAAAGAAGAGGUCACUCGGUUGGGGGUGUCUCUGAGCAGCGGUACCAGAGCAUCCCUGUGUGUGUGUCUGCCCAAAUUCCUUCCCAGGCUCAAGAUGUCUUGGAUGCCCAUCUCUCUGAGGUCAAUGCUGUUUGUUUUGGCCCCAAUAGCAGCCUCCUGGCAACUGGAGGGGCAGACCGGCUUAUCCACCUCUGGAAUGUUGUAGGCGGUCGCCUGGAGGCCAACCAAACCCUGGAAGGAGCUGGUGGCAGCAUCACCAGUGUGGAUUUUGACCCCUCGGGCUCCCAGGUUUUGGCGGCUACUUACAACCAGGCUGCCCAGCUCUGGAAAGUGGGAGAGACACAAUCCAAGGAAACAUUGUCUGGACACAAGGACAAAGUGACAGCUGCCAAAUUCAAGCUAACAAGGCACCAGGCAGUGACCGGGAGCCGAGACCGGACAGUGAAGGAGUGGGACCUGGGCCGUGCCUACUGUUCCAGGACCAUCAAUGUACUUUCCUACUGCAAUGACGUGGUAUGCGGGGACCACAUCAUCAUCAGUGGCCACAAUGACCAGAAGAUCCGGUUUUGGGACAGCAGGGGCCCUCACUGCACCCAGGUCAUCCCUGUACAGGGCCGGGUUACCUCCCUGAACCUUAGCCAUGACCAGCUGCAUCUGCUUAGCUGUUCCCGAGACAAUACGCUGAAGGUUAUCGACCUACGAAUCAGCAAUAUCCGACAGGUGUUCAGGGCGGAUGGCUUCAAGUGCAGUUCUGAUUGGACCAAAGCUGUGUUUAGCCCCGACAGAAGCUAUGCACUGGUGGGCUCCUCAAAUGGCACCCUGUACAUCUGGGACGUGAACACUGGGAAACUGGAGACCAGCCUACAGGGACCGCACUGCACUGCUGUCAAUGCCGUGGCUUGGUGCUUCUCCGGGAACCAUGUUGUGAGUGUGGACCAAGGCAGGAAGGUGGUGCUCUGGCACUAGUGGCACAAGUUCCCUAUAUGGUUUGGACUCUGUUCUGAAGCCAGAAGCCAGAGAGCGUCUUCCCUGUGCUCAGGACUCCAGAGCUGGGGUUGGGGUCUACUGUAGAAUUCACGUGAGGGCCAGGCAGGACCUGGCCUGUUUGUUUAAAAUCAAAGUGUGGGUUAGGAACUACAGUUCUUUUAAAUCUGUUUACUCUCCUCAGUGUUAAAAACUGUAUGUAAGCCA
Molecule: messenger RNA, 2860 nt
Organism: Rattus rattus (black rat)
Lineage: Eukaryota; Metazoa; Chordata; Mammalia; Rodentia; Muridae
Gene: Atg16l2
Product: autophagy related 16 like 2
Exons: 18
Coding region: 1004-2635 (543 amino acids)
Biological process (GO): negative stranded viral RNA replication; autophagosome assembly
Cellular component (GO): autophagosome membrane
Molecular function (GO): protein binding
Source: RefSeq, a predicted model, not a curated record